This is a messenger RNA of Paramecium tetraurelia, 594 nucleotides long. RefSeq lists its product as uncharacterized. Gene Ontology annotation, cellular component: endosome; Golgi apparatus. The transcript has 3 exons. Lineage: Eukaryota; Ciliophora; Oligohymenophorea; Peniculida; Parameciidae. The record is from RefSeq and is a predicted model, not a curated record. Gene Ontology annotation, molecular function: GTPase activity; GTP binding.
AUGAGAAACACUCAAAUUAGUUCUAGUGGGGUAUCUCAUAGAUAAUAAGAGUUCCGAGCUCAUAAUGCGCCGACAGUGGCUGUAGACUUUGCUGGAGUUAAAAAUGUACAAGUUAAUGGGAGGCUUUAUGAUAUUUCCAUCUGGGACACAGCGGGUUAAGAGAAAUUUAGAUCAAUAACGAGGAUGUCAUUAUAAAAUGCUGAUGUUGCAAUUCUUUGUUUUGAUUUGAGUGACCCUGAUUCAUAUAGACAUAUAUAAGGAUGGAUAGACUUUUUACAGGUGAAUUGCGUUUCUGAAAUGGGAAUUAUAAUUGUGGGAACAAAAAUGGAUUUACCAACUUUUUAUAAUCAGGAAGAUCUUUAAAAAUUUCUCUAAACUUUAAAUUCAUAAUAAUAGUAGUUAAAAUUAUUUCUUACUUCUGCCAAGACUCGAGAGGGGAUUGAAGAAACCUUCUAAUACGCUUAUGAAUAGGGGGCUAAAAUCAAAAUGAAGGCCUCACAAAUGGAGAAAUCAAUUUUACUUGUUCCUCCUUAAUCAACUAAGAAACACAAAUCCUCUAAUAGAAAAUAUUUUGAGGGUUGUUAUUGUUGUUGA